Messenger RNA from Gambusia affinis (western mosquitofish), 2345 nucleotides. RefSeq lists its product as uncharacterized. The coding region runs from base 194 to 1105 and encodes 303 amino acids. The transcript has 4 exons. The record is from RefSeq and is a predicted model, not a curated record. NCBI's taxonomy places the organism in Eukaryota, Metazoa, Chordata, Actinopteri, Cyprinodontiformes, Poeciliidae.
GUCAGGACAAUCGACAUAUUUGGGAAAAAAAAUCCCCUGCAAAUGUGGUUAUCAUACGUCAGCUGAUCAGGCAAAUACAACAGGGAUUGAAGCAGAAAGCACGCCAGGUGCAGGGAGCAGCACAGGUGUACCUAGGGCUACAGAAGAUCCAACCCCACAAAGCAGUUCAGCUUUAAAAACAGUUAAUCCUGAAAUGCACAGGAGCUCAAGCAUAGUCGAAGCUGCAGGAGAUCCAGCCACACAAAACAUUUCAAGUGUCGGCACAGUUCCAGCUGACCAGAGAGCGGAGAGGAGCUCAAGUUCAGGGAGCUGCCAACUUCCCACUAUGUCAGUCAGUGAAACUCCAAUUCAGAUAAAGUGUGCAUUAUGUAAUGAAGGCAUAAACGUGGAACUAUUUUCUGAACAUUUAUCUGACUUUCAUGCAGAGCAAUGUUGUGAACAUUGUGGGAAAAAGGUCACGGGUGCUGUUGGUUUGCUUCAUCAUAUUGAAGAAGGUCAUGAUCGACCAGGACAAACAGGCCAAACAUCACCAUCUAUUCCAGACCAACAUCCAGCAUUUAAAUUACAACAUGGGAUAACAGCAACUUCACCCCAGAAACCAGCAGCCUCUUCCCAGAAACCAGUAAUACUUCCCGGGAAACCAGCACUUCAGCCACAACAGCGCCUUGCACCAGUGCAACACCCCCAAGCAACUCCUUCAGUUGCUCCUUCAGUUGCUUCUUCAUCUAUUCCCCACCUUAGGCCUCCGGAGGUGAAUUGGGUCAGCUUUCUUCCCAAGCAGUUUUUGCAGGUCAUCAAGCCAGCAGACCAGGAAUGGAUUGCCCAGUGCCUCUACAACCCUACUGGACAGUUUAAACAACAAUUCUCACAAAACUGGUUCCAUCCACCCCGUCUACCAAAGAUGAUGAAUGAACCUCCAGAUCCCCUGGUCUACUUUAGGCAGAGGAUGUUUUUAUGGGCACCAAUGCGGAUGUGGGGUAUUCCUCUGAAGUGUCAUCAAUGCAACACCAAGAUGCAUCACUCUGGGAUCUACACAAAGGUCAGAGAAGUUAUAGAUCUCGAUUCAAGAUAUUAUGUGAUUGGUUAUUUAUCCACGGUGCAGUAAAUGCAUGAUACCUGUUUGUCCAUGGAGCACAGAGGUGCUAAAUCAGUUAGAUCCUGCCCAUAGAAACAAGUUUCCAGCCAUUCUCACCACACAACUGGCUCUGGACAAAAGACGUGUGACUUUGCUCAAAUCACGCACUUUUGGAAAUAGCUCCAGUUAUGUACAACAAGCAUUAGAAGAACUGCAUAGUGAGGAGUGGGCAAAGCGCACUAUCGAUUAUCUGACUGACUGUGAGCUUCACAAGAAGAAGAGCGCCCUAACAAGUAUCCAUGAAGUGAUCUACCAGAAUCCACCAGAGUUUAGCCCCCUUCCACUUCACAGUGGAUUGAGACGGUGCAUGCCAAUGAAAUACUGUCUCACUUUUCUGAGAUGAAGGGUGUCAUCACCUCAACAUAUGGAAGGAUUUUAAAGCUUGAUUCAACCAAAAAGAUCACCAAGAAACUUGCUGGUGGAAUUUCUGAGACUGCAACCUGGAUGACAAACAUCACCAAUGAAUAUGGCCAGGUUCCGAACUGUGUGCUGACCACAGGGGAAGGAGCAGGUUGGAGGAACUGUGCCAAGGAAUUGUUAUGCGCUUCCAGAAUGCUGGGGAACCAGAGCCACAAGUCCUUUAUGUUGAUAGAGACUGAUGUAGUGAAUCAGGUGUGCCUCCGGUGCUUGAGUGGUUUCGACUUUGGAAAACUAAAGUGAGGCUUGACAUCUUUCAUUACAUGAGGCGAUUCACAACCGGUCUCACCACAGAACUUCAUCCUCUUUAUGGAACUUUCUGCUCCAAGUUGUCCUGCUGCGUUUUUGAAUGGGAUCGAGAUGAUGUCAGCUGCCUUAAAGAAGCAAAGAGGUCAGAGCUGAAGAAAAAAUAUGCUGGUCAUCCUCCCACAUUAAUUCUAGUGAGCUUGCUAAACAUUGCAGAGGAAGGACAAGAGGGGUAGAAGAAACCCGGAACCUCAUUCAGGAAUUAUUAAACUCCAUGUGGGAACUGACUGACACCUCAGGUCUCCGCCUGAUCAACCCUGAGAGCAUGACUCGUGUGGCAAAUGCAGCAGAAGCACCUGCCAUGCAUCCAAGAUCCACCUGGUGUUGAACUGUACACCAAGCUUCACUCAGCACAAAAGGGAGACAAAGAAGUUCAAACCUUCAGAUGUGGCAGGGGCUCGUCUUCAGUUGAAAGCUUUCAUCGACACCAGUGUUCCUUCAUACCAGGUAAACUGUGAAUUGGUAUAUUUGAUGUCAUUCAUUUUUG